This is a messenger RNA of Oryzias melastigma (Indian medaka), 1690 nucleotides long. RefSeq names its product vascular cell adhesion molecule 1b (gene vcam1b). The coding region runs from base 157 to 846 and encodes 229 amino acids. The transcript has 3 exons. Lineage: Eukaryota; Metazoa; Chordata; Actinopteri; Beloniformes; Adrianichthyidae. The record is from RefSeq and is a predicted model, not a curated record.
AUUCUGGUUGGAAGAAACAAAAAUUCAGGCUUUGCUGAUUUAUAAAAAAAAUCUAGAAAUUAUUAUUCUUAUUUUUAAUUUAGAGCUGUGACAUUUUCACUUAAACUUGUGAUAAAUUCAAAUUCUUUUUUAUUUUUUUUUGCAGAUCCUCCUAGAAUGAUGUCCCUGUCCAUGAAUCCCGGCGAGGAGGUGCUGGAGGGGCAACGAGUGACCUUCACCUGUCGUGCUGACGGGGCCCCGCCCCCCACCCUUGUGAUCAAAAGAAAUGGGGAGGAGCUUCAUGUGAACAGCUCCACCUCCACCUCAUUGCUCACCUUCGACAUCUCCUCCGUGGGGCUGGAAGACUCUGCCCAGUACGAGUGUGAGGCCUUCAACCAGUACGGAAACCAGUCGGUCUCCAAUGAGAUCAAAGUCAAAGCUCCUCCACGGAACACCACAGUCGUCAUCCUGCCCUCCUCUGUGGUCCAGGAGGGCCAGAAUGUCACCGUGUGCUGCCAAACUGUCAGCUACCCUCCAUCAGCUGUGACUCUGAAGAAAAUGACCAACGGCACGGUGUUGAGCUCCAGCAACGGCACAUUCCUGCUGGUGAACGUCACGGCCAGUGACUCCGGCUUGUAUCAGGUCAACGUGACCAACGAUCUCGGGUACCAGAUUAAAGUCUUCAGCAUCAGUGUCAGAGAGAGCAGCAGAGGGCUUCCUCCCAGCCUGGGGGUCGUCAUCAUCUCAGUGGUUUGUGUCACGGCUGGAAUAGCAACUUCUGCUCUGCUGCUGGAGUACGUGAGGAGAUCCAGGAAGAAAGGCUUCUAUCAGCUCCCACAGUCCGCGCCGCCGUCGACUUGUGGCUAGCACGUAACCUCCUGACGCAAAUAAAACUGAUAGGUUUAGAAACUUCAGACUGAAAGAGGCUGCUCAAGUGCAACAUUUGUACUAAAUGUAGCGUUGAGAGUUUCAGCUGGAGGCCCGGCCGCCCAAAGCCUGAAAGAGCAGCUCUGAGGGUACUGAGGCUUGAACCUGUGACUCUACGACACGCACAGAUGCUAGCUCCUGAGGCACGCCUUUCAUCCUCUAUUUAGGCAUCAACGUUCAUCAUAACACCAACUUUCAGCUCACGUAUCGCACCAUGCGGCGCCCAAAUGGACCUCCAUCUGUCAACAAGCUGCUGACAACAAACAAAUGAAAAUGAAUGUAAAACUGAGAAGGACUUCACUUCUACUGAGUACAAAGUAGUUCCACUAUCGGAGGGAUGAAGCUACACUCCUAACAAUCACUGGGUGGCUCAAAGCUAAGUCCAAAAUCCACUGAUGCUAGGGAUCACAUUUCCAGUCUGUGAAUGUCAGAAGCAACAAAAAAGGUGGAAAAGGAUCCUUUCUCCUGUUUAUAUUCCAUCCCACCUCCCCCCUCAACAUGUGUCUACCUCCUCUAACAAUCCUGGUACCGUCACACCUCUGGGCUCCUCAGACGGGGAUCUUCCACCGUCCAUUUCUAACGGCUUUUCUCUGACUUUACUGCAGUUUUCUGCUCAUUCUAGACUUUUCUAUGAACAGACACAAAGCUCGGAAGGUUCUUUUUGUGCUUCGCUUUCACUUUUCUCUGAUUCUUAGUGCUCCUUUGGCCAUAGAGAUUACAGGAAUUUGUGAGAACUGUACGGUUCCCGUUUGUUUUUUUAUUAAAGAGUUGUAUUUCCUCACUC